CAAGCGUGGUCGGUAUAUAUGAGCAGCUAAAGCUCGCGUUUAAUCUAGGCUUCUGCGGCUAUUUUUCAAUUAUCAUAUGGUAGUUGAUUCAUUUCACCAAACUUUAGCCCAAAUUUGAUGUAAAUGGCAAAACCCAAAGGCUCACAAGACUCAUUGCCGCCUGCCCAACCCUCCUAUGUGUUGAGAGGCCAUCGAGAGCCAAUCCAUGCUUUGGGAUUUUUUCGCGAGAAUUCGAGGUUGAUCAGCGGUGAUGCUGAAGGGUGGAUUGUUGUCUGGGACAUUUACCUCAAAAGACCAGUAGCAGUGUGGAAAGCUCAUCAGAAAUCCUUGCUUGGCGUUGGAUCUUGGGGUAAUGACAGAAUAAUAACGUGGGUCAAAUAUUUAUUUUUAGUGGUGUGGCGGGGUUCAGGCUGAUCAUUUUUACUUGCAGCCAUGGAAGGGAUGGUAAACUACAUAUAUGGCAGGUUAGCAAAGCAGAGGAAGGCUUACUGGACCGUACACUCCCUGUGGACGAUCCAUG
This is a messenger RNA of Xylona heveae TC161, 520 nucleotides long. RefSeq lists its product as hypothetical. The transcript has a single exon. NCBI's taxonomy places the organism in Eukaryota, Fungi, Ascomycota, Xylonomycetes, Xylonales, Xylonaceae. Gene Ontology annotation, molecular function: protein binding. The record is from RefSeq and is a predicted model, not a curated record. Bases 124 to 414 code for a protein of 96 amino acids.